AUGUAUGAAUACAUCCAUACUAAGCAGCGAGGGCCCAGCCAAUGCGUGGAGCCCAGACACCUCCACGAGGAGGCAGUGCUGCGUGAUGACUUCAGACAGAACCCCACAGACGUGGUGGUGGCUGCGGGAGAGCCGGCCAUCUUGGAGUGCGUCCCACCCAGGGGACACCCAGAGCCCACCAUCUUCUGGAAGAAAGACAAAGUGCGCAUCGACGACAAGGAGGACAGGAUCACGAUUCGAGGAGGGAAGCUGAUGAUCUCCAACACCAGGAAGAGCGACGCGGGGAUGUACAUCUGCGUGGGCACCAACAUGGUGGGGGAGAGAGACAGUGAGACGGCCCAGGUCACCGUGUUCGAGCGGCCCACCUUCCUGCGGCGGCCCAUCAACCAGGUGGUCCUGGAGGAGGAGACAGUGGAGUUCAGGUGCCAGGUCCAGGGAGACCCCCAGCCCAAUGUCCGAUGGAGGAAGGAUGACAUCGAUGUCCCUCGGGGGAGGUAUGAGAUCAAAUACGAGAAAGACGACUACGUGCUGCGAGUGAAGAAGGCGUCGGCCGGCGACGAGGGCACCUUCACCUGCGUGGCGGAGAACCGCGUGGGCAAGGGAGAGGCGUCAGCCAGCCUCACCGUCCGAGCGUCGCCCCAGUUUGUGAUUCGUCCGAGGGACCAGAUCGUGGCUCAGGGGCGCACGGCCACCUUCCCCUGUGAGACCAAGGGGAACCCCCAGCCUGCUGUAUUCUGGCAGAGAGAGGGCAGCCAGAACCUGUUGUUCCCCAACCAGCCCCAGCAGCCCAGCAGUCGCUUCUCCGUGUCCCCCGGCGGAGACCUCACCAUCUCGGCCGUGCAGCGGGCCGACGCCGGCUACUACAUCUGCCAGGCCCUGACCGUGGCUGGCAGCAUCCUCGCCAAAGCUCAACUGGAGGUCACAGAUGUGCUCACAGACAGGCCGCCGCCCAUCAUCCGCCAGGGCCCGUCCAACCAGACCCUGGGGGUGGACAGCGUGGCGCUCCUGAAGUGCCAGGCGUCGGGGGAUCCCGUCCCCUCCAUCAGCUGGCUGAAGGACGGGGCCAGUCUGCUGGGCAAGGACCCCCGCAUGACCCUGCAGGAGCUGGGCAGCCUCCAGAUCAGGGGCCUGAGGCUCUCAGACUCUGGCAUCUACACCUGUGUGGCUGCCAGCUCCAGUGGAGAGACGUCCUGGAGUGCUUUCUUAGAGGUCAAAGAAGUGGGAGGGGUCAUGGUCAUGAAGAACAGGGACGAGAACGAGCUUCCGGGCCCUCCCUCCAAACCUCAGGUCACCGACGUCACCAAGAACAGCGUCUCGUUGUCUUGGCAACCUGGGCUUGCGGGGGCGUCGCCCAUCUCCUCUUUCGUCAUCGAAGCCUUCAGCCAGUUGGUGAGCAACAGCUGGCAGACUGUCGCAGACCACGUCAAGACCACCCAGUUCACGGUCAAGGGGCUGCGACCCAACACCAUCUACCUGUUCAUGAUCCGGGCGGUGAACACCCAGGGUCUGAGCGACCCCAGCCCCAUGUCUGAGCCGGUCAGAACGCAAGACAUAAGCCCUCCAGCCCAGGGUGUUGACCACAGACAUGUUCAGAAGGAGCUUGGGGAGGUCAUAGUUCGGUUGCACAACCCUGUUGUCAUGAGUCCUACAACCAUUCAGGUCACCUGGACGGUGGACCGCCAGUCCCAGUUCAUCCAGGGCUACCGGGUUCUGUUCAGGCAGGCGUCGGGACUGUCCUCCCCAGGACCCUGGCAGACCCAGGACGUCAAGGUGCCCUCGGAGCGCAGCGUGGUCCUCUCUGGCCUCAAGAAGGGGAUCGUCUACGAGAUCAAGGUCCGCCCCUACUUCAACGAGUUCCAAGGCAUGGACAGCGAGUCGAGGACGGCCCGUACCACGGAGGAAGCUCCCAGUGCCCCCCCCCAGCAGGUGACGGUCCUGACAGUGGGCAGCCAGAACAGCACCUCCGUCAGCAUCUCCUGGGACCCCCCUCCUCCUGACCACCAGAACGGCAUCGUUCAGGAGUACAAGAUCUGGUGCCUGGGGAACGAGACUCGUUUCCACGUGAACAAGACUGUGGACGCAGCCAUCCGCUCCGUGCUGGUGGGGGGGCUGCAGGCGGGGGUGUUGUACCGGGUGGAGGUGGCCGCCAGCACCAGCGCAGGGGUGGGGGUGAGGAGCGAGCCUCAGACCAUCAUCAUAGGCAAGGACUUCCGAGACGUGAUCAUGAGCGGGAACCGUAACAACAGCAUCACGGAGCAGAUCACAGACGUGGUCAAGCAGCCGGCCUUCAUCGCCGGGAUCGGAGGGGCGUGCUGGGUCAUCCUCAUGGGCUUCAGCAUCUGGCUGUACUGGAGGAGGAAGAAGAGGAAGGGGCUCAGCAACUACGCAGUUCAGUCCUUCACCUUCACCCCUGCAGGUACUGUUCAUUUGUCCCGUCUCCUCAUCCCCAUCCUGUCACAGGCCCCUCCUCUUCCUGCCCACAGGACCCUCCCCUUCCUGCCCACAGCAUUCACCAGUUCUGGUAGACCGUCCUCAGGACACGCCCAAUACAGAACCAAACCAGGCCCCAUAUCUGGACCAGAUACAAGCUGCUCAUUUGGUUACUCUGGUUUUGUUAUUGGCGAUGGCCUGAGCACAGACUCCAGCCUCGGCCCCUCCCCGAGAAACCAGCUUCCAUCCUGUGCUGUUCGACCUGGCCUGCUGAAUGCCAGUGACCCGGCCUACCCCUGGCUGGCUGACUCCUGGCCCGCCACCAGCCUGCCUGUCAACAGCAGCUCAGGCGGGCCCAACGACCUCGCUAACUUUGGCCGUGGAGAUCUCCCCAGUGGCCAGGGGGAUAAGACAGGCACCAUGCUGUCUGAAGGAGCCAUCUACAGCAGUAUUGAUUUCACCACCAAGGCCAGCUACAACAGCCCCAGCCAGGCAUCCCAGGCCACCCCCUACGCCACCACCCAGAUCCUCCACUCCAGCAGCAUCCAGGAGCUGGCUGUGGACCUGCCCGAGGCCCAGUGGAAGACCUCUGUCCAGGCCAAGCAGGAGAUGGCCAACCUGGGCUACUCCUUACCUGACAAGAACUCCUGCAACAACACACUCCUUUUCAUUCCUGACUACCGAUUGGCCGAGGGAAUGUCUAAUAGAAUGCCCCACAACCAAUCACAAGAUUUCAGCACCACCAGCUCUCACAACAGCUCCGAGCGCAGUGGCAGUCUCUCAGGUGGUAAGGGAGGCAAGAAAAAGAAAACCAAGGCUAGCACCAAGCCCACCAAGGCAAACGGCACCAACUGGGCCCACGUGCCCCUGCCCCCUCCGCCCAUCCACCCCCUCCCCGGCACCGACAUGGACCACUACCCCAACGAGCACCACGAAGGUGGAGGGUAUGAGAGCGACGGCUGGGGCCCGCCCAUGCCCAUGCAGACCUACCUCCACCAGGGCCUGGAGGACGAGCUGGAGGAGGAGGACGAGAGAGUCCCCACGCCGCCCAUCCGGGGCGUGGCCUCCUCCCCGGCCGCGGUGUCCUUCGGCCAGCAGUCCACCGCCACCCUCACCCCCUCCCCCCGCGAAGAGAUGCAGCCCAUGCUCCAGGCCCACCUGGAUGAGCUGACCAGAGCGUACCAACUGGACAUGGCCAAACAGACAUGGCACAUGCAGGGGGGCUCCCUCCCUCCCUACCCCCCCCAGGCCCCCGCUCCUCCAGUGGGAUAUGUGUCCAGCACCCUGGUGUCUGACCUGGAGACUGACAUAGCAGACGAGGACGAGGAGGAUGAGGAGGAGGAGGAAGGCUAUGAGAUGUCCAGGCCGCUGCGUGGAAUCGAGCACACACCAGGUUCCAGCAUGGACAACCUGGACAGCUCAGUAACAGGCUCCAUGGUAAACGGCUGGGGCUCAGCGUCUGAGGAGGAGCGUCAGUUCUCCAGCCGCAGGUCCAGCGUGGCCAGCUCCUCGGAUGGCUCCAUCUUCGCCCACACCGGCUUCGCCCAGGCCCUGGUGGCGGCCGCCGACAAGGCGGGCUACCGCUUGGAGGGAACCAGCCUCAGCAAGAGAGGUAAAGGCCUGACCCACAGGCCCCCCCCGGGCAGUCCCCUGUCCACAGAUGGCAGCAUCGUGGGCUCCCACAGCCUGGAUCACCAGAGGGCCCCUCGACCCACACGCCGGCCCCGUGCCCAGAACACGGCGCCCCACAGGAGAGAUCCCAGCGCAGACGACCUACCUCCUCCCCCAGAGCCCCCUCCAAGCCAGGCCCAGGGCCGCAUCCAGGGGGCCCGCAGCGUGGGCAGCAUGGGGCCCCCUACAGACAGGAUGGCCUCGUCCCUGGAGCGCCAGCCCCUGUCAGGGCCCCUCACUGGGCUGGAGGAGGUGAAGAGCAGCAUGGACCGACAGACACGCGCCUCUCUGGAGAGACACCGCCAGGCCCAGGAGAGACUGGGCUCCGUGGAGCGAUCGGAGGACGGACGCAGGGGCCAGAGGACAGGAGAGGAGGUGUGUCUGCCCUACAGUAAGCCCUCCUUCCCCUCCCCGGGGGGCCACGCCUCCUCCGGGACCUCCUCCUCCAGGGGCUCCACGGGGCCCCGCAAGGCCGAGGGCCCACGCCCGCCUCACCAGUGGACCGCCUCGGAACACGCAGACUUCCUGGGGGCCAAUGGCCAGGGCCAGUACGCUGGAGAGUUAUAGUGACCUGCCGGAGAAUGAACCAGACACAGCCUAGUCUGUCUUCAGCAGUAGGGGCCCUGAACUCAGAGUGAAGAGCGGCGUGGAACAUCUGUAAAUGUGAUGUACAGGCAGUCACACUGUACAUCCUACAACGGUUUUGGUCCUCAAGAUAAUAUUCCCCACCUACCUUACCUUUUUUUCGUCAGAAAAAAUACAAGAUAACAACAACAAAAAAAUGUCUAUACGAGAAAAACUACAUUUUCAAAGUAACCGUCCUUGGAAAAAAGGGAAUUUUUGUUUCUUGUAAAUAUCUUCUAUUCAUUGUUGUUGCAUCGCUAUGCAAGCCUAGUUCUGUUAAGCUUUGAUUUCCUUAAACAGGUCCUGUUGGUUUUAUCUGGUGAUUUGUAUUAUAUGUGAAUUGAUAGGCUGUUGUGCCAUAAAAUAAUUGUUUUAUAAUCCAUCAUUUGUUAAUACCUAUCAUUGAUUAAUUAAUUAUUAUCAUUAUUGUUAAUUAUUGUUUUUUUGCACUGCAAUUUUGGUGAUAAGCACAAAAAACAUAACUCCUGCUGACAUGAAGAACCGGACGAAUAUGUGAAACGGAGUUUCUGUACUGUAUAGUAGAAAGAAGAAAAUAUAUACUAAUGUACAGAGAGAUAUUUGAGAAUAAGGCUCUGCCUCUAGACACCAUCAGAUAGGUGGCCACGGCCACGCCCAGACGUAUUGGUGAAGCAGAGCUGAGAGGAGAUUGUGAAUGUGCACAGAUAAGGAAGGAUAAUGACUCUACUCCUCACUGCGAAGGAUUGUGAUCGUGUCUUAUCUGAUUCCUAAACAACAUCUGUUGUCAGAAUACUAGUGGAAGGUACGAAGAUGAGCAUCCAGGCCGGACAGUUCUGGGGAAUUCCCAGGCUGUCCUGCUUUCAGAGCAGAGCCAGUCUGAUACCUAAUCUAACAUAUUUCUACCAGCAUCAAAUGGCAACAUUUAUUAUUUAAUAAAAUAUUUGAUUUGUUUUGACACGUAUAAUUGCAAAAGCAUUAUUCUCAUAGGACUCACCUUAUGCCCCUCAGUAACAGCAGACAUAGUCAACACAGCUGUGUGUGCUCCCGUACAGCAGCACUUAUCAUAUGAGAAUCCUCCAAUCCAGUCCUCCACUGUCACCUUAUUCAGACAGGGGUACUUGCUCAUGACCAUUCCAGCUUGGAGCUCAUAUGGCCUGAUGCUGAUGUCACAGCGGUGCUGGUGUCACAGCAUUGCUGGUGUCACAGCAGUGCUGGUGUCAAAUAGCAUAGACAUAAUUAUGUCUAUGUCAAAUAGUGCUUAUUUCGCUGUAGUGCUGAUGUCACAUUGGUGCUGAUGUCACAAUAGUGCUAGUUGGGCAAGGAAACAGUCACUGGAAGAGAUCCUUUAUUAGUUGCCAUAGUUUUCUUUUCUUUUUUUAUAGCACUUAGUGCCAUUUUCCCCACAUUUACGGUAUCACCCUGGAAGACAACACAAUGUUGUCCUGUGGUCUCCAACCAGUCAGAACAGUCCAAUAUUAACCAGAGUCGUAGAUUGAAGGUGGGGUUAUUAGCACACAGUACUCAGUAGUUACAGGGGAGGGACUGCCCAUGGAGAGUGUCGGCCAAUCACGUUUGAGAGUCCUGAGGGAACUGUUAGACUGGGGACAGGAGUCUCACUGCCUCUGUCUCUACACUGUAGAGCAGAACACUUUUAUCUGCCUGUCUGAAAGUGUAGUACACACACACACUCACACACACCUUUCCCUGCCGUGACAUUCUUUUCAGCCUCGAUGUUUUAAUUUAUGUUCCCAAACAAGGAUCCGUAUCAGUUGUUUUUAAAAGUCUGGUUUUAUUUCUUUUGUAUGCCUUCUAUGGACUUGAAAACGCUGCUUAACCAUAUUUUCAAUAUUACCGUUCAACAACCGUUCCUUCGUCUUCAUUUUGUGCCGUUAACGUUGAUCCAUCCAAGAAACGCGGAACGAAAAAGGCUUUGUCAGAUGAUAUGCUGUUGUAACUGUUGUGUUCCCAUCAUCGGCAUUUCAUAUCAUCACCCUAGUGGCCAGUCUUCUGGAAAUGAGGUGCACGAGUAUCUCAGGUUAUUUUGCAUUCUGGUGGUGUUCAUGUGUGUGUAUAUAUGUGUAUAUAUCCAUAUGCAUCUCCACUCAUUGAUUCCAUUCCAGUUUCAUUGCAAGAUCUCCCCCUCUGUAUGUUGCUGUCCUAACUCAUUUCUUCUUGGCAGUGGGUUAUGAUUCCCUGUAUGACGUGCUGGUCCAUCCACACGAUGUCAGUAACAGAACAUACCAAAUUAAUAUUGAUAUUUCUAAUGUCUAAUGCGUUCUAGUGUCUUUUUAAUACUCAUUGUUUGCUUUUAAACCACGGUGUUGUUGUUUUGUAUUUAUUAAAAUGAUAAUAAAAAAGUAUAUUGUGAAAUAUGCAUAAAGAUUUGUGGAAUAUAAAAUGUCCUUUUUUUAUAUUCUUUAUUUUUUAUUUUUUUUACUUGUAACGUUUGCCGUCUGAGACGAGAAGGACCUGGCGCUCCGGGCUGACGGAGGUGAACCGCCUCGCCGCUCGUUCCCUUCAGAUAGCCGAGUCACUCACCGUCCUGCAUGUUCACCACUCUGCUUCCUCUCGUGUCCAAACGAAAGAAAUGUAACACCAUGGAUGUAACCCUUCCUGACUCGCUCGACAACACGACGCGUGUCGUUUCAAGAAGGAGGAGUGCUGGUUUGGCUUUUUCCUUCUCUUAUGUUCCUUUUCUCAAUAUUGUUGAUUCUUUGUAGCCUAUCUGUGUGUUGCCUUUUUGCUAUAAAAGAGGAUUAAAAAAAAUAAAAAUAUCAAGUUGUUGGGUGAAGUCUUUCUGUACAGUUUGGGGCAGUGAGAAUGCCUCUGUCAUUUCUAUGUUCUCUUUUCGUUCUGUAAACAACCCUGUAUUCACAUGCAUGUCCUUGUCCAAGAAGAAGAAAAAAAGGAGCAAGAGAACACAGUUUUACAAGUCUCAUUCCUCAUGUCCUGUAAGAUAAACUCAAGUUCUUUUCUUUCCUUGUACCUGGAUCACUAUCGACAAAUAAAAUAUUUUUGAAAAACGAAAA
Messenger RNA from Osmerus eperlanus (European smelt), 7733 nucleotides. RefSeq names its product roundabout, axon guidance receptor, homolog 2 (Drosophila) (gene robo2). Gene Ontology annotation, molecular function: protein binding. Gene Ontology annotation, biological process: cell-cell adhesion. The transcript has 28 exons. NCBI's taxonomy places the organism in Eukaryota, Metazoa, Chordata, Actinopteri, Osmeriformes, Osmeridae. The record is from RefSeq and is a predicted model, not a curated record. Bases 1 to 4668 code for a protein of 1555 amino acids.